Molecule: messenger RNA, 2369 nt
Organism: Seriola dumerili (greater amberjack)
Lineage: Eukaryota; Metazoa; Chordata; Actinopteri; Carangiformes; Carangidae
Gene: mcoln2
Product: mucolipin 2
Exons: 14
Coding region: 223-1893 (556 amino acids)
Cellular component (GO): membrane
Molecular function (GO): NAADP-sensitive calcium-release channel activity
Source: RefSeq, a predicted model, not a curated record
AUGUUGGCCCAUUUCAGUCCUACAGUGACCCCUGGAGGACCUCGGGCCGUAGAUUGGACACCUGUGCGCCUCCUGACACUAAUUUCCUGAUUGGCUGAGAGGAGGUUGCGUGGUCACACAGAAAGUCCAGCAGAAGCGAAUCCCCUCUGCGGGAAGUGUCUCUCUGUCAACCUGAGAACAACCGCAGUCGAUUAACUCCUGCGUCCACGUGGAUAAUCAACCAUGGAAUUAUUAGGUCGAUAUCUGGACAGGAGCAAUUCAAUUAGCUCUGUCAUGACUCAAGAUGUUAUCAAGGAGGAGAACCUGAGAGAUGACCUGAGGUACUACUUCAUGAGCCCGUGUGAGAAGUACAGGGCCCGACGGCAAAUACCCUGGAAACUGGGUGUGCAGAUCCUGAAGAUUGUCAUGAUCACCACACAACUCAUCCUGUUCGGCCUCAACAACCAGCUGGUGGUGUCCUAUAAGGAGGAGAACACCAUAGCCCUCAAAAACCUUUUCCUGAAGGACUACAGCGGGGUGGAUGAGGACGACUACUGUGUUGCUGUCUACACCCAAUAUGAUGUUAAGGACAGCCUGUUUUAUGUCCUGGAUCAGUACAGCCAGUUGGGCCGGCUCUCUACGGGUCCCAUCAGUUACGCUGAGGAUGAAGAUGGCGGACUGCUGCCUCUCAUCAUCUGUAAAGAGUACUACAAGAGAGGCAGCGUGGAGCCCUCAGACGAGGUCUACGACAUAGACGCCCAGCUGGAGAGAGUUUGUAUGUCACAUGAUCCAAAGACUGCAAACCUGUGGAGAACCCAAAAUUCAUCAUUUUUUGACCUGGACUUUUACAGGCUGGUCGACAUCAAAAUAACCUUCCAGCUGAAGGGAAUCAACCUACAGACCGUGCGCUCGCGGGAGUUACCUGACUGCUACUCGUUCUUUGUCACGAUAACAUUUGACAACCAGUGUCACAGUGGAAAGGUGAAAAUAUUCCUGGACAUAGACGCUCAGAGCAGCACGUGCACAGACUGGAAGAUAUCUGGGACGGCUCAGAAGAACACGCACUAUCUUCUGAUGUUUGAUGGCUUCGUCAUUCUGGUUUGCCUCACAUCAGCUGUGCUGUGCACCCGCUCCAUCGUACUGGCUGUGAGGCUACUCCAGAGAUUCUCCCGAUUCUUCCAUGAGAACUACAAUCGUAAAGUGUGUGAGGAUGAUCAGAGGGAGUUUCUGAAUGGCUGGUAUGUGCUGGUCAUUGUCAGCGACCUCUUGGCCAUAGUUGGAUCCAUACUGAAGAUGGAAAUACAGGCAAAGAGUCUGACCAGUUACGAUGUGUGCAGUAUCUUCCUGGGAACAUCUACGUUAAUGGUGUGGGUUAGUGUGAUCAGGUACCUGGGAUACUUCCAGAAAUACAACGUGCUGAUUUUGACCAUGAAAGCAGCCUUCCCCAAGGUUCUGCGUUUCUGCUGCUGUGCUGGCAUGAUCUACCUCGGCUACACCUUCUGCGGGUGGAUUGUACUGGGCCCGUACCAUGAAAAGUUUGAGGGGCUGAGUCGCGUGGCGGAGUGUCUGUUCUCCCUGUUGAAUGGUGACGACAUGUUCACCACGUUCGCCCAGCUGAAGGACAAAAACACGCUGGUGUGGAUCUUCAGUCGGGCGUACCUCUACUCCUUCAUCUCCCUGUUCAUUUACAUGGUGCUGUCGCUCUUCAUCGCCCUCAUCACAGAUGCCUACGAGACCAUCAAGAACUACCAGAGGGAUGGGUUCCCAUUGACAGACUUGCAGAAGUUCCUGAGAGAGCAGAAAGAUUUUCCUGUUGUAGAGGAGAACAGUCAGACAGACGUUCACGUCAGACAGUCUGUGCUCUGUUGCUGCCAACGAGUUCCAGAAAAUGAUGAUGUCAUACUGAUCAGUUGACAACUGUCCCACCCCCAGAUGAGACGAUUCAGGGAGCAGGAACAUGAGGGGGAGGAGGAUGCUGGGAACAGGACUUCACGUGUCUGAUGCAGACUUCAGCUGCUUCCGCUGAAGAAUCCUGGAGCGUGUAUUUCCAGGAGUAAAAAGUGCAAUAUGAAAUGCUGGAGACUGGAGCUCAAGUUCAAGUUGAGUUCGAGUUGGAACUGGGAGCAAGACAAAAAGGUUUCACAUGUUAUUUAACAGUAUCUGUUGGAGUUCAGGAUAUUGAUGAGUUUACUGGGCCUUAUUUAGGCAUGCAUAUGUGUUAGUUGCCAAAGAGCUGGAUUCGGUGUUGAUUUGCACUUGAUUAUUUCUGCAAACACCGGGUCUAUGCAACAUCAUGCAGUGCUAGAGGAAAUGUAUUUGUCAAAUGUUGUAGUAAAGAGUGCAAUAAAGCCAAUGUUUGUUUUACAUUACAUUACAUAUAUCAAAUGUUA